GGUGUGCCCCGGUUAAACCGUGGGUCUUCUCCCUGCCCAUUUUUGGCAUCAGGACUGUCGACCACGUUCAACACGUCUACCUCACCAUCAGCCUUGUCCGGCCUCAGCCUUUGCACACGCCGCUGCAUCAAUCUUGCGCAGAGCCAGAGCUUUUCAGGUAAACUCUGAAUCUACCAACCGAUCUACGAUUGCUCAAGUCACAACCAUGGCGGACGUCAAACCUGAAGACACCCCUGUGGAGGACCACAACGUUGAGAACAACGACAACAAUGAGAACAACAGCGUCGGCGAGGAAGACGGCCACGAUGAGGAGGAGAUCUCUGCGAUGAAGAGACGGGUAGCCGAGAUGGAAGAGGAGGCAGCUAAACUGCGCGAGAUGCAAGCCAGCCUCGACCAGCAGAGUCGGGAGCUGUCGGAGAAUAAGGAAGAUAUCGACAGCCGCAGUAUCUUUGUCGGAAACGUCGAUUACUCUGCCUCGCCUGAAGAGAUCCAGGCUCACUUCCAGAGCUGCGGCUCCAUCAACCGCGUCACAAUCUUGUUGGACAAGUUUACUGGACAGCCGAAGGGAUAUGCUUAUGUCGAGUUUACCGAGCCGAGCCUCGUGGCCCAGGCUCUCGUACUCAACGAGAGCGUCUUCAAGGGUCGCAACAUCAAGGUCGUCCCCAAACGUACCAACGUUCCUGGCAUGUCCCGCGGUCGCGGGCGCGGCGGCUUCCGCGGCGGUCGUGGCGGCUUCGGGCGCGGCGGUUUCCCGCCUCGGGGCGGCUACCGCGGGGGGUACCGUGGCCGAGGAAGAGGAGGAUACACUCCCUAUUAGGCAGGGUUACGUCUCUCGUAGGCUCGCGCCCGGCGUCAAGU
Molecule: messenger RNA, 858 nt
Organism: Colletotrichum navitas
Lineage: Eukaryota; Fungi; Ascomycota; Sordariomycetes; Glomerellales; Glomerellaceae
Exons: 4
Coding region: 206-817 (203 amino acids)
Cellular component (GO): cytoplasm
Molecular function (GO): poly(A) binding
Source: RefSeq, a predicted model, not a curated record